GCUGGCGGCGGCGGCGGCGGCGGCAAGGGGAGCAAGAGGAUGAAGCGGGCGUCCAUCCUCAUCGACGACAUGGCGCAGGUCGACGACGACGUCGAGGAGGACGAGGAAGGGGAGUACGAGCCCGGCUUUAUUGAUGACGAUCUGCCCGACAAUCCUGACGAGGGUGUGAGGAACCCUAGGCGCCAUUCUGUUCCUAUGGAUGAGGAGGACGAAGAUGACACGGAUAAGAUUUUAGCGCACCUAGCAGAUAAAUAUGGAAGGCAGCCACAGUUUGAUUAUGCUGACGAGGUUUUCACCGAGGUUGAUCAGCAAGCUCUCCUGCCAUCAGUGAAGGAUCCAAAGCUUUGGAUGGUCAAAUGUGCGAUUGGACAUGAGCGAGAGACAGCCCUUUGUCUAAUGCAAAAAUUCAUUGAUAGGGACGAUCUCCAGAUUAAAUCUGUGAUUGCACUGGAACACCUAAAGAAUUACAUUUAUGUUGAAGCAGAGAAAGAGUCCCAUGUCAAGGAGGCUUGCAAAGGUCUGCGGAACAUCUUCGCUUCAGCAAAAAUAACUCAGGUUCCUACAAAAGAAAUGACUGAUGUUCUCUCUGUCACGACUAAGUCUGUUGAUCUUUCAAGAGAUACAUGGGUCCGGAUCAAGCUUGGUAUAUAUAAAGGGGAUCUUGCUAAGGUUGUCGAUGUUGAUGAUGUGAACCAAAAGGCUAUUGUGAAGGUCAUUCCUAGAAUAGAUUUACAAGCUCUGACAGAUAAAUUGACAAAGAAACUGAAUGGACUUAAGGUUGAGAAGAAGAAGAAGUCAUUUGUUCCACCUCCAAGGUUAUUCAGUGUCGGUGAGGCGAGGGAGAUGAACAUUCCUGUAGAACGGAGGAGACAUAGAGAUUCUGGGGAGUACUUUGAGGUGGUUGAUGGUUUAACAUUUGAAGAUGGUUUUUUGCGCAAAACAGUCUCGAUAAAAGCAAUCAGCACACAUAAUGUCCAGCCAUCACUUGAUGAAUUGGAGAAAUUCAGGAGAGUUGGUGAUGACAUUAAUGAGGAUGUGGCUAGCUUGUCCACACUAUUUUCAAACAGGAAAAAAGGGCAUUUCAUGAAAGGCGAUGCUGUAGUUGUUGUUAAAGGUGAUCUCAAGAACUUAGAGGGCUAUGUGGAGAAAGUUGAGGAUGCUACCGUACACAUCCGACCAAAACAGUCUGGUCUUCCGAAAACUCUUGCCUUCAAUGCAACAGAUCUUUGCAAACAUUUCAAUCCAGGAGACCAUGUAAAAGUUGUUUCCGGUGCUCAACAAGGUGCGACAGGCAUGGUAGUCAAAGUGGAAGGACAUGUCUUGAUCAUUUUAUCCGACACGACCAAAGAGCAUAUCCGCGUAUUUGCAGAUCAUCUUGUGGAGAGUUCUGAGGUCACGACGGGGAUUACCAAAUUUGGUGAUUAUGAAUUGCAUGAUCUUGUCCUUCUUGACAAUUUAUCUUUUGGUGUUAUUUUAAAGGUUCUCAAAGGAGUGCCUGAUAGACCAGAAGUGGUGCUCGUGAAACUGAGAGAAAUAAAAUACAAGAUUGAUCGGCGCACAUCUGCAAAAGAUAAGCCCGGUAACACUGUGUCAACUAAGGAUAUUGUAAGGGUAGUCGAAGGGACAUGUAAGGGCAUGGAUACAGAAGAUCCACGUCUGGGUGCUUUUAGAUCUCCAGCAAGGAUCUUGCAAUCUCCUGGAGGGCUCCCACCGAGAGGACCUUACAUGAAUUCUGGUGGAAGGUUUGGAGGAGGUGGUCGUGGUGGCAGAGGGCAUAAUGCCUUGGUGAGUAGAUGUAUCAAAAUUAAAUCUGGUCCAUACAAAGGAUAUCGUGGCCGUGUUAAAGAAGUGAAUGGUGCCCUUGUGCGUGUGGAGCUUGAUUCACUUAUGAAGAUUGUUACAGUUAAGAGAGAUGAUAUCGCUGAACCAGCAAAUGUUGAAACACCAGUCCGGUAAAUUUCUGUCUGAUCAAUCACAUUUUUAGCCAGCUGUUUGGUACCAUUUGCUCAUUUACUGACCAUUUGUAUUAGCAGUGAAUCUCGUUAUUCAUUGGGCAGUGAAACACCUAUGCACCCAUCACGAACGCCAUUGUAUCCUAUUCAAACUCCAAUGCGAGAACCUGGAGCUACACCAAUGCGUGAUGUACUGCAAACUCCUAUGCAUAAUCAAGCCUGGGCACCAAUGAGUCCACGUAACGAAGCCUGGGCACCAAUGAGUCCACGUAAUGAAUCUUGGGCACCAAUGAGUCCACCAAGGGAUAACCAGGAAGAUGGAAAUUCGGGCACUUGGGGUACUUGGGGAAUCAGUCCAGCUUACCAGCCAGGAACUCCUGUAGUUAGGCCAUUCGAAGCCCCUACUCCUGGAUCAGGAUGGGAAAGUGCCCCUGGAAAUGGUUUUGGUGAUGCUACAUUCAAUGCUCCAACACCUACUGCUCAACCAAUGACCCCAAUUCCCGCCUCGUAUCAGCCCCAAACCCCUGGUGGGCAGCCAAUGACUCCGGGCAAUGCUGGAAUGGAUAUAAUGUCUCCAGCUAUAGGUGAUGAGGGCGGUAGCAGCUGGCUCUUGCCAGAUGUUAUGGUCAAUGUGUCCAGAGGAGAUGGUCCCACCAGUGGUGUAGUGAAGGAAGUUCUCCCGGAUGGAUCUUGCCGUGUUGCACUUGGGCCAUCAGGCAAUGGGGAUGACGUAACAGCUCUCCCAGACGAGCUUGAGAUCAUCAGGCCGAAGAAGAAUGAUAGGCUCAAGAUCAUGAAUGGCUCCUUACGUGGAGUUAUAGGAAAACUGAUAGGAGUUGAUGGGUCUGAUGGGAUUGUCAGGGUGGAAGGCUCGCUUGAGGUGAAAAUAGUAGACUUGGUGAUUUUGGGCAAACUAGCAAUUUGAGAUAGCUCUGCAGUUGAGUUCAGUUAACGUCCACAUAUCUAACCUGUUAGGUAUUUAUCUGAGUAACGAAGUCCUUGGAAUAGUUUUUUUGGGGUCAAAUUAGCAACUUGAGAUGGCUGUAAAGAUUAGACUGAUUGUACUUAAUUCCACUUGUGCAGUAUAUCAUGCAAACUAUUGAUGCAUGUAGAUACUCAGAUGUUAGCUAAAAAUGUAGACGGUCUCAAAUGCUUGAUCUUUCUCUGCCUGAAAUGACUUGUUAUCAUUAUCCUGAUUGCGACAGAGAAGUCUUCAUUUGUGGUUUACUUAUUUGAACUCUGGUAGCCUCCUCAACAAACUUUCAUUUGUGCCAAAGAAAAUUG
Lolium rigidum is the source of this 3236-nucleotide messenger RNA. RefSeq names its product putative transcription elongation factor SPT5 homolog 1. Gene Ontology annotation, cellular component: ribosome; DSIF complex. Gene Ontology annotation, molecular function: structural constituent of ribosome; mRNA binding. Lineage: Eukaryota; Viridiplantae; Streptophyta; Magnoliopsida; Poales; Poaceae. Gene Ontology annotation, biological process: transcription elongation by RNA polymerase II; transcription elongation-coupled chromatin remodeling; translation. The record is from RefSeq and is a predicted model, not a curated record. The transcript has 19 exons.